CCUUUCAAUAAUGUCAGAUUUUUAUUAAUUUAGGCAUCUUUAUCAUGCUUCUAUGUUAUUUAUGUUAUACCUAAUAUUAUUCUGGAAUAAAUAUGAUAGGUAUAGGUAGUAGGUUGGUAGACAGCAACCGCCCAGGGAGGUACCACCGUCCUGCCAAGUGAGUGUAAAACGAAAGCCUGUAAUUGUUUUACAUGAUGGUAGGAUUGCUGGUGUCCUUUUUCCUGUCUCAUGAACAUGCAAGAUUUCAGGUACGUCUUGCUACUUCUACUUACACUUAGGUCACACUACGCAUACAUGUACAAGCAUAUAUAUACACACCCCUCUGGGUUUUCUGCUAUUUUCUUUCUAGUUCUUGUUCUUGUUUAUUUCCUCUUAUGUCCAUGGGGAAGUGGAACAGAAUUCUUCCUCCGUAAGCCAUGCGUGUUGUAAGAGGCGACUAAAAUGGCAGGGGCAAGGGGCUAGUAACCCCUUCUCUUGUAGAAAUUACUAAAUUUAAAAAGAGAAACUUUCGUUUUUCUUUUUGGGCCACCCUGUCUUGGUGGGAUAUGGCCGGUUUGUUGAAAAAAAAAAAAAUGAUAGGUAGAUAAACUUAUUGAUAAUAAUAGUAUCAUUAUACAAUAUUUUAUAGUGCCGUGAUCCCAUACCUCCACAUGCCAUGGUGGUCCAUGAGUUAUUGAGAGUCUGAGAGAGACUGCUUGUGCCUUCUCCCUCUCAUAGCCCUGCCUACCCUUCAAUACCUCUCUAUAUGUCAGUUUUUAUUAAUCUGUGCAUCUUUAUCAUGCUUCUAUAUUAUUUAUGUUAUACCUAAUAUUAUUCUGGAAUAAAUAUGAUAGGUAGAUAUUAUUUAUUGAUAGUAAUAGUAUAAUUAUACAAUAACAAAUCUAGAAGCAGUGCUUUGAAAUGGGGUCUAGACCAGCUGAUGAUGCCUUACCAUCAGUUGUACAAUGUACUGCAGAUUAAAGAGCCCAGAGAUUCAUUACAGAAUUUAUGCACACUCCAAUACAACCAUCGACUUCAGUACCAGAACCUCUACAGUUCACUUCUCCUGACAACCAACAACCAUCCACCUCAGCCCAGUAGGGCCACACCAUCCAUAUCCACUCUCUUCACAAUCAUCCACAAACACCAUUACCCACAAUUUAAGAUUAUUAAUAUGUCUAGAGGCUACAUAAAUUUACCAGAUAUAUUUUGCUAUGUCUGCGGGCAAUUCACCCCUUCAGAUUCCUGGAGGAACAUUACUCCUUUACUGAAGCACUGCUACUUUGCUUAUUUUGGCUGUAAACUUGGAGAGCAGAACAAACCAUUUGCACCACACAAAGCUUGCAAGAGUUGCAUCAGUAAGCUCCAAAUGUGGUCAGUUAGAAAACUUAAAUGUAUGCCCUUUGGAGUACCAAUGGUAUGGCAGGAGCAGAUGAACCACCAUGAUGACUGCUACUUUUGUAUGACUAAAGUAGCUGGAUUCAACAUAAUAUACACAAAUAUUCCUUCAGCAAUAAGGCCUGUUCCACACACUGAAGAUAUUCCUGUACCUGUGCCACCUGAGACAUGGAAAAUUUCAUCAGUCCGAUACCAGUGAUUCUAAGGAGAUGGAAGUAGACUAUGAACCACCAACAAAUGACAAUCCCAAACCCUUCAACCAACUUGAGCUCAAUGACUUGGUGAGAGACCUUAACCUUCCAAAAGAAAGUGCUCAGUUACUUGGCUCUAGACUGAAGAACACAGGCUUCUAGCUCCUGGAACAACAUUCGCUUGCUGCCACCACUCCACAUCAAAUUAGGAGUUAUGAGAACUGAUGAAGGACAAGCAUUUUGAUGAAGCAUUAGCAGGUGUCGAGGUGAAUGCCUGGUUUUCAUUCAAGCAGAUUGUCCACAACUUCCUGGGAAACAGGCGCUCCCCCGAACAUGAAAAAAUGAUCCAAGAUCUGAUUUCAAGUUUUCGACAUCUUGGGUCUAGAAUGAGUGUGAAAAUGCACUUCUUGCACUCACAUCUUGACUAUUUUCCCAACAAUUGUAGGGACUAAAGUGAGGAACAAGGAGAGUGGUUCCAUCAGGAGAUUUGCACCAUGCAAACUUGAUACCAGAGCAAAUGUAAUGUCAGCAUGAUGGCAGAUUACUGCUGGUCAUUGAAACAUAAUGGACUCGAUGCACAGCGCAAGCAUAAAUCAAAGCAAUCCUUGUUCCUUUGAUUCAGUAUGUAGGCUAACCAUUAGGAGCGUAUUUUUUUAAUAAAAUCAUUUGAUUUGGUUCAUGUUGAUUUGGAAUUCAUAUGUUCUUAAAACUAACAGAAUGUGCUUUUCCAUGAUUACUUGCCUAAUUUUAAUAAAUUAACAAUUUAUAAAAAAAAAUCACAUUUUUUAUCAUUAAUUUGUAUUUUAUUCAAAAUCCUUACGUGAUAGAGCAAAAUGGUUUAGAUAUUUACAAUCAGCAGCCUAAGAAUAUGUAAGAUCGCAACCAUGAAAAAAUAAAAAUUAAAAACAUUCCAAAUGCAGACCAGUGUAAUCGCUGGCUUUGCAGAGGUGCUCAGAUACGACAGUUUAGACAUCCCUCCAAACUGCCAAUAUCCCAAACCCCUCCUUUAAAGUGCAGGCACUGUACUUCCCACCUCCAGGACUCAAGUUUGGCUAACCAGUUUCCUUGAAUCUCUUCACAAAAUAUUUAUUUUUAAAAAUUUCUAGUUAGAUAUAAAACAUCAUGCUGCAA
This is a messenger RNA of Cherax quadricarinatus, 2699 nucleotides long. The record is from RefSeq and is a predicted model, not a curated record. Lineage: Eukaryota; Metazoa; Arthropoda; Malacostraca; Decapoda; Parastacidae.